GGGAGACUGAUAGUCUAUCGACUCAUUGGUCGAAUCAUUGGCCACUGGGUCAGGUUACUCUCGUAGUAUAGGCUAAGAAGCUCCUACACUAUCAUUUUACCGGUUUGGAUAUGAAAUUUGAGGGUGCUGUUGCCAGUGCUGCCAGAAUUACUGUCAAACAGAAUAUAACAUCCUAAACCUGUACAAUAUAUCCUUUAUGAUCUCCGUUAAAUAGAAAAUAUCGGAAUGGGUCAUUCUGACAGUCCAGGGGCGCAUCCGAAAAUGGUCCAGCAAGAGGCUGGCGACAGCGGGGAAGAGAACGCGCACCAGCGCUUUGAGCUCGCAGAUUUCUUAGGAACCUCUUGUGAAAGCACGAACACUGACUUACAACACACGGGAAGUGAGGGCUGGCCACCGUUAACGGUGAAGAGACAUCAGCACAAGCACAGCCUGAAACGCCGGUACGAAGUUCUGGAGACACUUGGCAAAGGCACGUAUGGGAAAGUGAAGAAAGCAGUGGAGAGAAGGAGCGGAAAAACGGUGGCCAUUAAAUCCAUAAGAAAGGAACGCAUCAGUGAUGAUCUGGACAGAGUCCAUAUUCAGAGAGAGAUUGAGAUUGUGUCCCUCCUCACCCAUCCGAACAUCAUUCGAAUGCAUGAGGUGUUUGAGUGCCGUGAGAAGAUAGUGAUGGUGAUGGAGUAUGCUAGUGGAGGAGAGCUAUAUGACUACAUCCAGCAGAGGCAAAGACUAAGCGAGAUAGAGGCCAGGAACUUCUUCAGACAGAUCAUCUCCGCAGUUCAUUACUGUCACAAGAAUGGUGUGGUUCAUCGAGAUCUCAAACUGGAAAACAUUCUACUGGACCAAAAUAUGAAUGUUAAGUUGGUUGAUUUUGGCCUGUCUAAUCACUAUGAGAGAGGGAGAAUGCUGGAUACGUUCUGUGGAAGUCCACUCUAUGCCUCACCUGAGAUCAUCAAUGGACUACCCUACCAAGGCCCAGAGGUUGACUGCUGGGCACUGGGUGUGUUGCUCUAUGCUCUGGUCCACGGCUCAAUGCCUUUUGAUGGAGCCAGUUACAAUGGCCUGAGAGAACAGAUCAGACAGGGACGAUACCGACGACCUCAGCCUCCAUCAGAUGCUUGUGCUCUAAUUGGCUGGAUGCUAACUGUGAGGGUGAAGGAUAGGGCAACGGUGGAGGAUGUAACCAAUCAUUGGUGGGUAAAUUGGGGCUGUGACGCGCCCAUUUGUGACUGCCUGCCUUCCAGGCCCGUUCAGCGCUCCGAGUGGCACCAGCCUCCGUUAACCUCUGCCACAGGCCACACCACAUCCAAGCGCCUACCGUCUGACCCACACUUCAGGCUUACCUUCCCCCCAAAACGGCCAAUAAGCCAGCCUCUGUGCACCACCCUCGCCAGGAAACCUCUACUGGAUAAGCCUCUCCCUCCAACAAACAUCGCCUCUCUCAGGCCCACAGCUCACAGCCAAGCAGCCAAAAUGCCCAAGAAAGAGUCCCUUCAGUGGGAUCCAGACCCAGGACUCAGGAAAAGUCAUCAGAGGGACAUGGAGAACUCCCAGGAAGAGGAACUAGAGAGAUAA
Molecule: messenger RNA, 1572 nt
Organism: Clupea harengus (Atlantic herring)
Lineage: Eukaryota; Metazoa; Chordata; Actinopteri; Clupeiformes; Clupeidae
Product: NUAK family SNF1-like kinase 1
Exons: 8
Coding region: 226-1572 (448 amino acids)
Biological process (GO): microtubule cytoskeleton organization; intracellular signal transduction; protein phosphorylation
Cellular component (GO): cytoplasm
Molecular function (GO): ATP binding; tau-protein kinase activity
Source: RefSeq, a predicted model, not a curated record